This is a messenger RNA of Diplodia corticola, 2373 nucleotides long. Its product is annotated as peptidase s41 family protein. NCBI's taxonomy places the organism in Eukaryota, Fungi, Ascomycota, Dothideomycetes, Botryosphaeriales, Botryosphaeriaceae. The transcript has 3 exons. Gene Ontology annotation, biological process: proteolysis. The record is from RefSeq and is a predicted model, not a curated record. Gene Ontology annotation, molecular function: serine-type peptidase activity. The coding region runs from base 1 to 2373 and encodes 790 amino acids.
AUGGCUGCCCUCAGGAACUUCGCCCUGAGUUUCGGCCUAGCCGCCGCCGUGGCCGAUGCCAACCCGGUGCUGUAUAGCCGCCAGAGCGGGACGGCCGGCUCGCCAUGCGCUUCGGUGUCGGCGCUCGCUGCGUCCCAGACGGCCGUCGCUCCCAGCGCGACGCCGACGGUGCCCGCAGACCUGGCCUACGAGUGCAUCAACAGCGUUCCCAUCAACCAGACGGCGGCGCUGAACCUGAUCAAGACGGCUCGCCCCUACUGGGAGUGGCAGAGCACCCUGGCCUACCUCAAGGACCCGCCCGCAGAGUACGCCGAGAAGAUCCAGGACCCGAUCGACGUCUUCGCCGAACUGGAUGCCUUGGAGGCCAGCGUCGCGAACGGCACCAUCACCAAGGAAUACGAGUUCGGCUACACCCUCUACCGGAUCAUGCAGCGCACCCACGACGGCCACUUCGUCUACGUCCCCGACUCGGUCGGCGGCAUCUUCAACUUCGGGCGGCCCAUCCCGCUGGUGUCGGUGUCGGACGACGGCGCCAGCGCGCCCAAGCCGUACGCGUACCCGGACGUGCUGGCCGCGGUCCUGAACAACGCCACCUUCACGCCCUCGGCCAUCAGCCAGAUCGACGGCGAGCCGGCCGCGGCGUGGCUGGAGGCGUGGUCGCAGUACGGCUCGCUGCAGGACCGCGACGCGCUGUACAACAACGUCUUCUACGAGCUGGCCGUCGUCUCGCUCGGCACCAGCGGCUCCGGCAUGGGCACCUUCACCGGCGGCGGCCGCGGCCGCUGGGUCUACCCGGGCCCCACCACGACCCUCUCCUUCGAGAACGGCACCGCCCACACCAUGCAGAACUUCGCCAAGGUCCUCGUCCCCUUCGACGGCGUCGACUCGGGCGAAUCCCUGUACGCCGCCUUCUUCACCACCCCCUCCGACACCUCCUUCCACAACGGCGAGCCGUCCUCCAGCGCCGCCGCCACCUCGACCACCUCCUCCACCGCAUCCGCAACCUCAACAACAACAACAACCAGCACCCCCGCCCCGGGCUACCCCCCACCCGUCAUCCGCCAAGCAAACAACCUGAUCGGGGGCUACUACCUGCCCGCGCCCUACACCUCCGUCGCCGUCCUCAGCGUCCCAUCCUUCGUCGGCUCCUCGCAGCAAGCGGCGUUCCAAUCCACCGCGCGGUCGUUCCUCGCCGCCGCGCGCGCCGCCGGCAAGACCAAGCUCGUCGUCGACGUCAGCGCCAACGGCGGCGGCACCAUCCUGCUGGGGUACGACCUGUUCAAGCAGCUGUUCCCUUCGAUUGACGCUUUUGCCGCCGCGGAUCGCGCGCGCGCGGUCGAGGCGUUGGGGGUGGUGGGGGGGAAGUUCUCGGAGGUGGCGGCGGGGGUGGAGAGGGUUUAUGUGGGGGAGGAGGGGGAGGGCGGGAACGCGACGUUGUAUGAGUUGGAGGUGGAUGUGGUGAGUACGUAUUUGAAUUAUCGGACGGAUGAGAGGGUGGAUGGGAAGGCGUUUGGGAGUUGGGGCGAGAAGUUUGGGCCGGUGGAGGGGCAUGGGGACGAGUACACGGAGCUGUCGAGGUGGAAUCUGAGCGACGUGUUGACGCCGUAUAACUCGGGCGGGGUGUGGGUGACGGGGUAUGGCGAGGGGGCGGGGGAGAACGCGACGCAGCCGUUUAGGGCGGAGGAUGUGGUCGUCAUGACGGAUGGGUAUUGCGCCUCAACCUGCACCAUCUUCUCCCGCCUAAUGCAAGACCUCGCCGGCGUCAAACACAUCGCCAUGGGCGGCCGCUCCCCCAGCUCAUCGACAUCCUCGUCCUCCUCCGCCGCCCCCAUCAUCCAAGCCGUCGGCGGCGUCAAAGGCACCAACAACUGGCCGUGGGACUUCAUCCAAUACAACGUCGCCCUCGCCUACUCGUACGCCAACGCCACCGAGCGCGCCCACUUCGACACCACCGCCCUCGCCGACUACAACGACCAGACCCCCUUCCUGCGCGCCGCCGCCGGCACCUCGUACAACGUCAACUUCCGCGACGGCAUCAAGAAGGACGAUCUCGUGGACAGGACGCCGCUGCAGUUUGUGUACGAGCCCGCGGAUUGCAGGGUCUAUUGGACCAAGGAGAUGACGGUGGAUGUGACGGCGGCGUGGAAGGCGGUGGCGGAUUCGGCGUGGGGGUUGGGUGGGGAGAGCAGGUGCGUCGCGGGGGGUUUGGCCGGGAACGGCACCGCGUAUGGUGGUGAGCGGAGGAAGAGGUCGGAGGAGGAGGAGGAGGGGUCGGUGAGGAGGAGGGAGUUGGUCGAGAGCGAUUAUCCGUUGGAUCUGUGGACGGAUUUGGAUGGGAUGGAUUUGAGGAUGGAUGGGUAUAUGAUGCCGUAG